Molecule: messenger RNA, 1410 nt
Organism: Fusarium poae
Lineage: Eukaryota; Fungi; Ascomycota; Sordariomycetes; Hypocreales; Nectriaceae
Exons: 2
Coding region: 1-1410 (469 amino acids)
Source: RefSeq, a predicted model, not a curated record
AUGGCAGAAGUUAUCGGUAUAAUUGCCAGCGUCAUAACCAUUGUCAACCUGGCGAAACCCACUACCAGGUUUGUAGAAGCGUUAUACAAAAUCGCCAAAGACGAUGGCUCGAUGGAAGACGAGAUUAUUUCUGUUGCGGAGCACAUUGAGUCUGCAUACGAAACCAUUGAGCUCGCACGAUUACGGCUCAAAGACAACUGUGAUCGGAUUAAAGCAAUGGACUAUCCAGCUUCAAGAGUUGCCAAAUACAUUGAGAGAGGCAACCUGAAAGAAUCAAUCCGGAAACUCACAGAAUAUUUCGAGUACCAGCUAGCCAAGGCAGAAAAAAGCUUGAUAAAUUCCAGGUCAAGCAAUUUCCGGAUCGUGAACGGGAUGAAAUGGUACCUUUGGACAAACAUGGAAAUGACUACGAUUUUUACCACGUUGGACAGGGUCGUUAUGUACCUCUCCAUCAUGGGCCCCAUCUUGGAACUGGAGAUCACAACUUAUCUUAUGGAUCGAGCAGGAGGAGAGAUAGCUCAAUUGUUGAAAGUGCACAUUCAUUCCCUACGAGAUCAGCUUGAGCAAUCAGAGAGGGUCGUGAAGAAAGCUGUCCGCAGUAAGAGACUAGAGAAGAACCAUGGGAAAGAUUUUAUUGCAGAAUUUGAAGAUUGUGCAACGCUACUUGUCGGUCUAUCAGAAAGCAUGCGCCGGACUGGGACUGUUCCCACCGACAAGAGGGCACGGAGGCAUGGUGAACGGAAACGACGACGUAGGCACACAUCGGAUCAAUCAUCCACGAGCAGUAGAGAUUCUCUCUCAACUUCAACAUCCGGGUCAUCACAGCAGACUGCUAGUUCCACCGAUGGUUCAUCGAUUCAGACAACACCUAUACUCAAUGUACGGAUGUCUCGUUCGUAUCAUAGGCCACCGAGACAACAGUUUCCACCUUUUCCACAGUCGCGACAGAACCCCCAGCCGCCUCAUAUGACCGAGAUAUCCCAGACGCCAGAAGUGACUCAGACUCCUACGAGUGAUCGGUAUGUAGAUAUCGGAUCAUCGGUUGAAGGAGGAUGGAUAAGAGACCCCGGAGAACCAAAUGUGCCGCCUCACAAAAUCAGCUCGAUAACGGAUCCACGUGUAUUUGGCAACUACAUCUCGUUUGUAAAAGCCGAGGAACUCGGUUUACAAAUAAAGGAACUGGAACCAGAUGAUGCUCACCACCCAUCACAAUCAACAGAAACUAACAAUCGCGUGGGCCGAGUCAUAGGAAAGGUUUCGGGGAUAGAAUGGCGACAAAAGAGGAAUUCGAAACCUAUCAUCGUUGACUUUUGGGUUACAAAGUUGCAUCCCAGUAGGAUGACUGAACAGUUGAUCUUUGGGACCGAAUUUGUAAAGAAGCUUCGAAGAGUUUCCGAGAUGGAGAGAUAG